This is a messenger RNA of Meriones unguiculatus (Mongolian gerbil), 4200 nucleotides long. It is a transcript of the gene Sqor, whose product is annotated as sulfide quinone oxidoreductase. Gene Ontology annotation, molecular function: sulfide:quinone oxidoreductase activity; FAD binding. Bases 152 to 1504 code for a protein of 450 amino acids. The record is from RefSeq and is a predicted model, not a curated record. Lineage: Eukaryota; Metazoa; Chordata; Mammalia; Rodentia; Muridae. The transcript is spliced from 10 exons. Gene Ontology annotation, cellular component: mitochondrion.
GGAGUGGCUGUCCCUGCCCCCAUCCCCCAUCCCCCCAUCCCCGACGGCCGGGCGGGGCCCAAAGAGGCCGGAGCUCCAGCGCCACUGUAGUUUCUGCUGCGCCAGCGCUGGGGCCCACGGUGUCGCUCAGCACGCCUGAUCUAGCCUGGCGAUGGCCCCGUUGGUCACUGUUGUCUCCAGUCCACGUGCCCGGCUCUUUGCCCAUUUCCUUAGGCUGGGCACUCAGCAGGCUGGGCCCCUCCAGCUGCACACAGGAGCCUGUUGCACAGCCAAGAACCACUAUGAGGUGCUGGUACUGGGCGGGGGAAGUGGCGGAAUCACCAUGGCCACUCGCAUGAAGAGGAAAGUGGGAGCAGAAAAUGUGGCCAUCGUUGAACCCAGCGAGAGGCAUUUCUAUCAGCCAAUCUGGACACUAGUGGGUGCUGGUGCUAAACAGUUGUCGUCAUCCGGCCGUUCCACAGCGAGUGUGAUUCCAUCCGGGGUGGAGUGGAUUCAAGACAGAGUGGCAGAGCUGAACCCAGACAAGGACUGUAUCCGCACGGACAAUGGCAAGGAGAUCUCCUACAAAUAUCUUAUCAUCGCUCUUGGAAUCCAGCUGGACUAUGAGAAGAUUAAAGGACUACCCGAAGGUUUUGCUUACCCCAAAAUAGGAUCCAAUUAUUCGGUGAAGACGGUAGAGAAGACGUGGAAGGCUCUGCAGGACUUUAAGGAGGGCAACGCCAUUUUCACCUUCCCCAACACUCCGGUCAAGUGUGCUGGGGCUCCCCAGAAAAUCAUGUACCUAUCAGAAGCCUACUUCAGGAAGACUGGAAAGCGACCCAAGGCUAAUAUCAUCUUCAACACAGCUCUUGGGAAAAUUUUUGGAGUUAAGAAGUACGCAGAUGCCUUGCAGGAGAUCAUCCAGGAGAGGAACCUCACUGUCAACUAUAAGUACAACCUUAUUGAAGUCCGAGCUGACAAACAGGAGGCUGUUUUUGAGAAGCUGGACAAGCCUGGAGAGACACACGUGAUUCCAUAUGAAAUGCUUCAUGUCACACCACCUAUGAGCGCACCAGAUGUCCUCAAGACGAGUCCUGUGGCUGAUUCUGCUGGCUGGGUGGACGUGGAUAAAGAGACCCUACAGCAUAAGAAAUACCCAAAUGUGUUUGGCAUUGGGGACUGCACCAACCUUCCAACCUCAAAGACCGCUGCUGCAGUAGCUGCCCAGUCAGGAAUCCUUGAUAGAACAAUUUCUCUGAUUAUGAAGAAUCAAAUACCCACAAAAAAGUAUGAUGGCUAUACCUCGUGUCCUCUGGUGACGGGCUACAACCGUGUGAUUCUUGCCGAGUUUGACUACAAGGCUCAACCCCUGGAAACCUUUCCCUUCGAUCAAAGUAAAGAGCGAAUUUCUAUGUACCUCAUGAAAGCUGACAUGAUGCCUUUCCUGUAUUGGAAUAUGAUGCUGAGAGGCUACUGGGGAGGUCCAGCCCUUUUGCGAAAGCUGUUUCAUCUGGGCAUGAGUUAAAGACUGCUCAGAGAUUGCUCUCCUUGGAUGGCUCCUGGACCCAAAUCGCAGCUAUUCGAUUGACUAUGAUGGAUACGAAGGACUUAGAGCCUUGCCCUGUAAGGAGCUUCUUACUAGAGAUGGUGACCUUUAUCGACGGCUGGGUAGCUAUCACGUGGACAGCCCAGAAUGGGCUUGAUUCUUUGGAAAUAGGCAAAUGAAAUAAUAGACUUCCAUUUCCUAAAUAAAACUUUGUCACUGAUUGACUUACAUGAGGAAAUAUCUUGGCUAGUAAGAAUGGGAAGCUGUAGCACUUGGGAGAAGAGGCCGGCGUUGGGGCGACAGCAUUCUUCUCCACCCGGUGUGUUCAGCUUACGGCCAGUGUUACUUCACACAGCCCGAGUCAUGGAACAGAAUGAUCCCCUGAUGUUAUUUCAGGGUCUGUGUCGCAGCCGUCCACACUGCUGCUUGGAACUCCUGCUGCAGGAGACAGCGUGGAGAUCCGAGAGCAUGCAGCCCUUGGGCGCCUCAACACACAUGGAGUCUGUGCAUUUCCAGCCAGGGACAGGCACUGUGGGUUCCUAUUCUCUUCUAGUUCCUUUGGAAAUAGGGUUCUCUGCUGGGCAGUUUUGGCUCUGGGAGCCCUAUCAUCUUGGCUGAAUCUCAGGUUUUUCUUUCAUCUCUCAGGGGUACCCCCUGCAUCAUAGUCUGAAGGCCAGCCUUACUCUUUUCAGCUUCCUUCUCCUCUAUGCUGCAGACCAUUUCCACUACUAACUUUCUUGUUAACCUAAUUCUCUCAUGGCACCCAAGUUUUCUGGAGGACUUAGACAUACAUAGCAAUAUUGGAUUUGACUAAUUCCAGUGGGUGUAAUGAGCGUUGGCUCGAUUCAACCCCAGUUUGGCCAAUAAAAUGUUAAGUGACUUUGCACUGGAAAUAGUUUAUUUUUUUAAAGCUCAGUAGUAGCUCCAAAAUAAUUUGUACCCAAUAAGUUGCUUGUGGAAGUUUAGUUUCAGUGAGCCUAGAAUUUCGAUGGCACGCAUAUUUCAUAUUCAUAAAUGCCUUCAUUUUUAUAACACUAUAGAAUUCAAACCCCUUUGUAUGUUACCAAGUCUCUCUGGGUACCUGGAGUUCUCCUUAUGACUCUAGACACCCCGUUCAGACAUUCAUUCGUUCAAUUAUUUGCUGAACACCUACUAAUUGCUAAGUACUAUUUUUAUCCUGGAGGGAUGCAGUGAAGAACCAGGACAAUAAGGAUUCUGCUCCCCUUUUUGUGGCCCUUGUGAUAGCGUCUUUCCUAGGAUGCCAGGGAGCUUGCUGAGUUAGGUAUGGCUUGCUUGAUUUGGGAGGAAGCUUUCCUUCUGUCUGUGUGGGAGAGUCGAACAGCAGCCUAGCAGGAGGCUCCAAGCUGAUGGAAGCAGAAGACUCACCCCCAGUGGACCAUGCGUCAGUGACUUUCUUGCAUAACACCGGGUCAAGUCCAGAUGUCUGUGGCAGUCCUUUGACUCUCCAGGAUACCCCUGUUGGGACAGUAGCCGGUGACUAUUGGACAACAUCCUGCUCCCAGAAUGGCCAAGUCAUGCCACCUGUGGUGUUCAUAGUGGGCUGGCCUCUCACCUUCCUGGGGCGCACAUGAAACAGUGAGAGACGGAAUCAUCCUGUUAAGGUCUGUAGCUGAAGUCCCAGGAAGCUCUCUGUGCCCUCCUGGAAUCCCUGCAGCCUGCCUGUGCCCUCUUGCCGGAUGGUGAGAACACUCCAUAUGAUUCCACUCUAUAGGCUGCAGGAAGAUCUGGAAAUAAUCUAGAGGGACUGACUCCCUAGAUGUGGCAAGAAGUGCUAGGAAGAAUGGGACGUGAUUCCUGGUAACGGCUGAGUGUCUUGGUGAAGGAAAUUUGAAAUCCUUUACAGACUUAACAGCCUCCUGGGUCUGCUUAUGUUAAUGCAAUCGGAAUAAAGCCUCCAAGCAGGGAACUACUUCAGAGAUCAUGCAUGGGAGUGUGACUUAUUGCCACCGCUCUGGGAGCAGCGACCGUGACGGUCUGCAUAUUGGUCUUCAGUUUUCGGUUUCCCAAGAAGGGGAAGAUAACAGCUGGUGCUCCAUCCUGGAAAAGCUUAGCCUUCGAAACCUCCUCACUUUGUUCACAAGUAUGGGGCCAGUCUAAGGAGAGGGAGUUUUUGGAGUUGUCUUUAAAUCAGGAGUAGGGUGUGAGAGGAACGUGAUGCUUGCUGGGGAGUAAGGUGCAGGAAGAGGAGUGUGAAGCUUGGCUUUGGGCAGGGGUGCAGGAGAGGAGCCUGGGACUUGCUGUGGUGCAGGAGUGUGGGUUUUCUAAGGGUAGUGUCUUUGGGUUACAGGUUCUGCUGUGGGGGCAUAUGCCUCAGAAUCUCUUCCUCAGAGUACAGAAGUGGCAGGGCUGGGCCUGCUGAACUGGGGAUUUUUUUUUAAACCUUUACCUUCAGAGAUUCUUCCUCCUGAUUUCCUAGAACUGGAGAUGGCUAUGAGCCACCUUGGUGCGUGGCUAUGAGUCCUUGGUAGGUGGUGUGUAAAGUGAUGGAACUAGGUUACAGUUUAGGGAGCACUGGAAUAUAGGGAGAAGCCUGGGCUUAAGUCAGCUGUGAGAGGCCAAGAUUUGAGGUUUAGUUUUUUUUUCCCUUUUGUAUAAUGCAUGUGAAAGUCUUCCUCAUAUUUAAAUUUCGAAAAAAAAAAAAAAACCCACAUAAA